Molecule: messenger RNA, 951 nt
Organism: Chlorocebus sabaeus (green monkey)
Lineage: Eukaryota; Metazoa; Chordata; Mammalia; Primates; Cercopithecidae
Gene: MRPL11
Product: mitochondrial ribosomal protein L11
Biological process (GO): translation
Cellular component (GO): mitochondrial large ribosomal subunit; ribosome
Molecular function (GO): large ribosomal subunit rRNA binding; structural constituent of ribosome
Source: RefSeq, a predicted model, not a curated record
CUCCUCUUAUCCUCCUUGUCUUACUAGUUGGCGAGCAAUAGGGCUGAAACAAGGCUGCUGUUUGUUGGCCUCACCUGCGCUAGCCUAACGUGAGGACCCUUGACCUCUGGGCCAAGAUGGUGGCGCUCAGAGCUUCGCUCUUGCUGCUGUCGUGAGGUGAACUGAAGCCAGCAGCCCCGCAUCAUGUCGAAGCUCGGCCGGACCACCCGGGGCCUCAGGAAGCCCGAGGUCGGCGGUGUGAUCCGGACCAUCGUGCGGGCAGGCCUGGCCAUGCCCGGGCCCCCACUAGGCCCAGUGCUGGGUCAGAGAGGUGUUUCCAUCAACCAAUUUUGCAAGGAGUUCAAUGAGAGGACAAAGGACAUCAAAGAAGGCAUUCCUCUGCCUACCAAGAUUUUUGUGAAGCCUGACAGGACAUUUGAAAUCAAGAUUGGACAGCCCACUGUUUCCUACUUCUUGAAGGCAGCAGCUGGAAUUGAAAAGGGGGCCCGGCAAACAGGGAAAGAGGUGGCAGGCCUGGUGACCUUGAAGCACGUGUAUGAGAUUGCCUGCAUCAAAGCUCAGGAUGAGGCAUUCGCCCUGCAGGACGUACCCCUGUCCUCUGUUGUCCGCUCCAUCAUCGGGUCUGCCCGUUCUCUGGGCAUUCGUGUGGUGAAGGACCUCAGUUCAGAAGAACUUGCAGCUUUCCAGAAGGAACGAGCCAUCUUCCUGGCUGCUCAGAAGGAGGCAGAUUUGGCCGCCCAGGAGGAAGCUGCCAAGAAGUGACCCUUGCCCCCCUUCUCCCAGAUUUCAAAGGAGGCAGCUGGGAAGGGGACCAGUUGCAAAGGCUGUGCCCCAGGGGAGGAAGGAGGUCACACCAAUAUGAUGAUGGUUUUCGUGACUUUGAAUGAUGUAUUUUUGUACAUUUAGCUGUAUUGAGGCAUCAGGCCUGAAUAAACAUCCUUUCUUACCCAC